Molecule: messenger RNA, 2631 nt
Organism: Symbiodinium pilosum
Lineage: Eukaryota; Dinophyceae; Suessiales; Symbiodiniaceae
Source: the annotation of a GenBank genome assembly
AUGAUCAUAUCUCGUUCUAGUCUCCGUCCACACCAGAACCUUUCCUUGGCAAGGCUUUAUCGGCAAACCAAGCAAGAACGGGUCGCAGAUUUCCUUGCCAACGACCUCGCUGAAGAGCCCUGGAGGACGAAGGCUGAGAAAAAUGCCUUUGAGCUGGUCAUGGACUUACCUUUUGGUGGUGCGCCAGCGCCGAUUCGAGUUGGCAUGUGGCCCAGCAAAGUGACAUGCAGCUUCCGCUUUGCAGACAUGGACCGAACAGCCAACGGUUCACAGAAGAUGCUCUGCGCGUGCUUUGCAGAACCUGUGCACUUGUUCAAGCUUCAGAUACCCCACCCCGACAGCUCCCUAUGGUGCUUCUUCACAGACCGGCGCCAUGAUGCAAUGUCCGCCCCUCGUGGGGCAACUGCCAAAUGCCAUGGGGCAGCGCAUGUCGCUGCUCAUCAGGGCAAGGUUCGCACUUUGGAGCUUCUCCACAGCAUGGACCCAGAGAGUUUGCGUCGCUCCGCCUUGGAUGGACGCACGCCGGCGCACUGGGCAGCUUUGAGUGGCCAGGUGGCAGUCUUGGAGCUUCUGUCCUCGCUGGUUCCCGACACAUUGACUGCAAGUGCGCGAAACGGUGCAACUCCUGCUCAUGAUGCUGCGUUCCAAGGCCCACUGCAUAAGAGAUCAGAGCAAGAUAAGCGUGGGCCCCUGCGCGAGACAUGCUUCGUGUCACCAGGUGCCAUGCCGACACAUGACGCAGCUUUCAGUGGGCAGAUCGAGACUAUGAUGCUGCUGUGGGAGCUGGCACCAACCGCGCUUUCUGCUCGGGAUCUGCAUGGCCGAUGCCCGGCGCACGAAGCUGCAGAGACCGGACAGGAUUCGGUGCUCCGUAUGCUCUACCUCUUUGUGCCAGCAACUUUGCACACAAGGGAUGAUGCUGGGUGGCUGCCAGAAGAUGUGGCAGAAGCGCAGGGAUGGCGGUCGACUGCCAUGUUGCUGAAGUCCUUGCCUCCAGUGCAGUCUGCGCCUGCAGAUGACAGCGAUGUCGAGCUGGAGGCCCUUGAAGAGGUUGAAGAGCAGGAGACAAAGCCUGAACCGCAGGAUCCACCUCCUCAGGCUCCACCAGCGAAAGCAGAGACAGAGAUGGAGAAAGACGCAAAGGAAGAGAAGCUUCAGGUGACUCCAGAUGUUAAGCCGCCAGAGUCAGUGGUGGUCGAGCAGCCAGAGCCAGUGGUGGCUGAAGCCAGGGAAGAAGCUAUUCCGAAGAGGGUGUCAGAGAGCCCGAAGAUUGCUGAAGUCUCAAAUGCCGCAUCCAAAGCGGACAAUCAGGAGAUCUGUGAGGCUGCUACAACAUCUCCAGCUGAGCCUUUGGCGUACGAAGCUCUCCUACAAAUCCUCUCAGCGAGGGAUUUGCGCAACGCGGACUGGAGCUUGACAUCAUCUGGCCAUUCCGACGCCUAUUGUGCAGUAGAGAUUCCAGGCAGCGACCGGGGCUUCCAGACAGACGUCGUGGAAGACAGCAGCAACCCGGUGUGGAACAAGACUCAGAAGCUGGUGCUCUAUCCAAAGGAGAUGCUGAUGUUCACGGUGAUGGACCGUGACACUGCUGAUGCUGACGACCUGCUUGGUAAGGUAUCUCUGCCAGUCGCGAAACUGCUGCCAAGUGGCUUUGACGGUGAAGUGAAGCUGCAGGAAACUGGAAAAGCUACGGCCUUUUUGAAGAUUCGCUGUAAGUUGAGACCUCUCCACGACGCAGAGGCCGUGGCCAAUUCUCUGAAGGCUACCAAGCAACAGGCCCGCAGACCUCCACCACCAAAGCCGCAGAAAAUGCAUGAUCUUGAGGUUACAGUGAAGGCUGCAAAGGGCUUGCGAGAUGCUGAUUGGGGCCUUGGAAAGUCCAAGAAGUCAGAUGCUUACGUUGCAGUGAGCGUUCCGGGUACAACGACGGAGUUUAAGACGCCGGUUGUUGAGGAUUGCAGCGACCCCGAGUGGAACUUUACAAAGAAGAUCUCUGUCGGGCCGAAGGAAACGCUUGUGUUCAAAGUGUUUGACAAAGACCAGCGGACUGACGAACUCCUGGGUAGCGUGUCGCUAGAUGUCUCUGGCAUACUCUCGGAAGGCUUUAGUGGUUCCAUGAAACUGGAAGGUCAUCAAGGGUCCCCAGCAGAGCUCGUCAUCGUUGUCCGGGUCCUGUCUCCUGGUCGGACCACACCAGCAGCAGCAGCAGGGGUGAAAUCGCCGAUCAGGGCUGCGACGCAGGUAAAUGCAGCAGGGCAGGUGCCAACGGUCGAGGUGACGGUUCGCUCUGCUUCUGGACUUCGCAAUGCUGACUGGUCCUUUGGCAGGUCAGGUGGAUCCGAUGCGUUUUGCGUGGUUGAAGUACCGGGCACCGACCAAAAGUUUCAGACGGAGGUCGUCGAGGACAGCAGCCAGCCUGUCUGGAACAUGACGAGGAAGCUGAAGUUGGCCCCAGAGCAGUCACUGCUGCUGUCCGUCUUAGAUCGUGAUGUCACUGGGACGGAAGUACUGGGAAAGGUGGUCAUAUCCAUGGACAUGAUUCUUCCCAAUGGCUUUGCUGGGAAGUUGAAGCUGAAAGAGAGCGGAAAUGCAGAAGCCAGCAUUGACGUCAGCAUCAGAAUUGCAAGUUGA